Molecule: messenger RNA, 2212 nt
Organism: Harpegnathos saltator (Jerdon's jumping ant)
Lineage: Eukaryota; Metazoa; Arthropoda; Insecta; Hymenoptera; Formicidae
Product: gastrulation defective protein 1 homolog
Exons: 1
Coding region: 152-1897 (581 amino acids)
Cellular component (GO): site of double-strand break; nucleus
Molecular function (GO): protein binding
Source: RefSeq, a predicted model, not a curated record
ACUAUAUAUAAAUGCGCGCAUACGCGUGAAACGGAACGCGGCCUUCGUCUCACUCUACUUAUUGCAGCAGUGCAGCGAAAAAGAAUAGUUGUGUAGCAACGCUGAUUAAAACGCUUGAGAACACGAUUGUGCAAGUUUGGACACAGUUACGAUGUCGAAAAAGGCGAGAGUUUUUGAUAUUCAGGAGAUGAUGCAGAAUAUUAGACAAACUCUCGAGAACAACAAAGCAGCAGCUCUCCAACAAGGGAAAUCUGCAGACGAAACUGCGGAAUCCAAAAAGGAUGAGAGCAAAGAGAAUGACGACGAAAAUGACCUGAUCGGUCCACCGAUACCACUUUCGCUGUCUCCCGAUUCAAGGACGAAAACUUCAGACACAAGUGAGGAAGAGAAAAGAAACGAUAGCGAAGACGAUGAGGAUGAAGAAUCGUCCGACGAUGAAUCGCCUAACAAAAUACCAUGCACUCACGAAGUGAUAAUGACGCAUGGCACAAAAGCUGUUACUGCCAUCGCCGCGGAUCCCUCUGGCGCUCGAUUAGCCUCAGGAUCCGUUGACUACGAUGUAUGUUUCUGGGACUUUGCAGGUAUGGACUCGUCCAUGAGGAGUUUCAGAACCUUGCAACCAUGUGAAAAUCAUCCUAUUAAAUGCCUACAGUAUUCAACCACAGGCGACAUGAUAUUAGUGGUAUCGGGAGCAGCACAGGCCAAGGUUCUGGACCGGGAUGGUUUCGAAAAGUGUGAGACAGUAAAAGGUGAUCAGUAUCUUAUAGACAUGUCGCGUACCAAAGGUCAUACUGCCAGUCUGAACAGUGGCAGUUGGCAUCCAUUCUCGAAAGAACAGUAUCUCACUUGCUCUCAGGAUAGUACAUGUCGGAUAUGGGAUCUGAACAGUCCACGCUGUCAUAAGAGUUUGAUAAGAUGCAGGGCACAGAAUGGUGUAAAGACUAUACCGACCACUUGUACAUAUAGUCGAGAUGGUACUGUGAUUGCAUGUGGAUGCAUAGAUGGAUCAAUUCAAAUGUGGGAUCAGCGAAAGAAUUUUGUGACUCCUUUGGUUUCACGUGGUGCACACACACAGCACACUGAGAUAUCAAGCCUAAGUUUUUCCUACACCAAACAGAUGCUGGCUAGUAGAGCUUGUGAUGACACUUUAAAAUUAUGGGACUUGCGGAUGUUCAAAUCACCAAUCUUUGUGGCAAAAGAUUUGUUCUCACGUUACAACACAACUGACUGUAUGUUUAGUCCAGACGACACGAUGGUGGUUACAGGACAGUCCUUGAAUAAAGGUGCACAGAAUGGCAAGAUGUUGUUUUACAAUAGCACAACAUUUGAUGUAGUCAAUCAGAUCUCUGUAACGAAUUCACAUGUGAUCAAGACUCUGUGGCAUCCAAAAUUAAAUCAAGUAUUUGUUGGCUGUGGCAAUGGUAUUGUAAAGGUGUACUACGAUCCUAAAAAGAGCAUGAGAGGCGCCAAGCUGUGUGUUGUUAAAACACAUACCAAGCAGAAACAUAUUGAAAUAAUGUCUACGCAGCAAAUUAUAACACCUCACGCGCUUCCUCUAUUUCGUCAGGACAGACCCAAGUCGGUUCGUAAGCAAAUGGAGAAAGACAGAUUGGAUCCUGUUAAAUCAAGACGUCCUGAUCUGCCUAUUACUUCUGGUCAAGGUGGUAGAGUAGCAUCAUCAGGAGGAACGCUCAGUUCCUAUGUCAUCCGAAAUCUUGGCCUAAGCAAGAGAAUAGAGGAUGAUCAAGAUCCUAGAGAAGCUAUUCUUAAGUAUGCUAAGAUAGCAGAAGAGAAGCCAUAUUGGAUUGCACCAGCAUACAAGAGGACGCAACCAAGGACUAUCUUUCAAACUGAUGAUCAGGACGGCGGCCCGAGCAACAAAAGACAGAAACAAUAAACUUAUAUUUAUUUUGUACAGACCACUUUAACUUAUGUUUUAUUAUUUAAUAUAUAUUUAAUGUAUAUUAUUACUUAAAGUAAUUUUGUUAUAAUGUAAAAUGUAAUGUUAAUUUUUUUGUAUUCGGUGCAGUAAAAUUAUAUGAUAUUCGAAUAGCUCCUGUAAAAAAGUAUAUGUUGCAAAUAUAAAUACCUAAAUCACCUUAAGUGUGCAAUAAAGUAUUAAUUUUAUAAAUAAUUUUUGUACAGUCGAUACUGAUUUGACACAAGAUUUACUGACAGUAGGUUAUUAAAUAAAGAAGUUCUGUAACGCCAA